AAUUUCCAAACUUGAAGCACGCGCCCCGCGGUUUUCCUUUUGUUUUCUCUCUCUCAUUCAGUGGCACUCAAAAUAUUCAACUCUCGUGCUAAAACUUUCGAAGCGAUGUUGCACGGAGGAUUGUCAAUCUUGGACGGAACUCUGCUGAGAGAGGCGGAUCUAUCUGCGCCUCCUUGGCAGCAGGUAGGAGUGAUCGCCUGCGCGGAAGUGCUUCAGCUGGCUGAAAACAGGGCCUCGCUCUCCCUCCAUGGCGUCGUACUACCGGAAACUCUCAAGUCAGCCGCUCUCCUACGGCUUGGUUUUUCCGAUGCCGCUGCAUUCCGUACGAAGGAGCUUGAUUGCUCCGAUGCCUCGUUAACUUUUCGAAAUUACGUCUUGGCCAUCGCCGAUGAACUGAGAGAUGAUCCUAUUGCUGUGGCAAUUUUGGAUGGAAGAACUCUUCAAAUGUUUUUGGAAGAUGAAGAUGAUUUUGCGAUGUUAGCUGAGAAUCUAUUCACUGAUUUAGACACAGAAGAUAGAGGAAAGAUUAGUAAGGAUGAGAUACAGAGUGCUCUCAUACAUAUGGGCAUUGAACUGGGGAUUCCUCCUGUGUCAGAAUUUCCUCAAUUAAAUGAUAUAUUAAAAAGUCAUGGGGCAGAAGGAAAAGAAGAACUUGGACAGGCACAAUUUGCGGAGCUGUUGCAACCUGUGCUACAAGAACUGGCCGAUAGUCUUGCUAAGAAGCCUGUUGUUGUUGUUGUACAGCACAUCAAGAUCGUCAAUGGUUCUAAGCUGAGAAAGCUUGUGGCCGAUGAGAGGCAACUAGACGACAUUGUUAAGAAGAUAAUGCAAGAAAAGUAUGAAAGCAAGAGCGAAUGGUCAAGCACCAUGAAAGUCAGGCAUUUCCUUGAGAAACAUGGGGAUGAUUUCGGCUUACCACCACCGGAACUGGAUGAAAUGGUGGUUCUCUUUGAUGACAUAUUUAGUGAGGUGGAGAGCCAAAAUGAUGCUGCUGAAUCAGAAAAAGAUGGAUUCAUGGUGCUGCUCAAGAAGAUCCUUGAGAAUUUUGCUGAGAAGCUUGAAGCAAAUCCAAUUCUUUAUGAUCUUCAUUCUUCACACUGAAAGAGGUUUGAUUAUACUUGUACUACAGUUGUGGUCAAUGCAUGCUCUCAUCUAUUUUUGCUCCUUUUUUCCUCCCAUAUUAAGUACAAUAUGAUACAUUAUCCUCCAGGCCUUGUAACAGAACAAAUAUAUCCUCAUAUAUUAAUGCUACAUGCAUAUAGUUUCAGAUUAA
This is a messenger RNA of Sesamum indicum (sesame), 1273 nucleotides long. RefSeq names its product calcium-binding EF hand family protein. The record is from RefSeq and is a predicted model, not a curated record. Lineage: Eukaryota; Viridiplantae; Streptophyta; Magnoliopsida; Lamiales; Pedaliaceae. Gene Ontology annotation, molecular function: calcium ion binding.